Molecule: messenger RNA, 2824 nt
Organism: Brassica rapa (field mustard)
Lineage: Eukaryota; Viridiplantae; Streptophyta; Magnoliopsida; Brassicales; Brassicaceae
Product: UDP-N-acetylglucosamine--peptide N-acetylglucosaminyltransferase 110 kDa subunit
Molecular function (GO): protein binding
Source: RefSeq, a predicted model, not a curated record
AUUGGUUGUUCUCAAGCCAUAAGUCUAUUGGAAUGAAAAAUAAAGUGGUUGUAGAUCGGAUCAGAGAUGCUACUUAGCAUAUAUUCAAGUUUCCUGGUAUCAAACCUACAUUACCCACUAGUUUAUGUUCAAAUUCAUAUAUGUCUAAGUUUUAUAACAUCAUGUGAUAUUUGUUAAGUUUUCUCGAGCUCAUGUCCAACUCUUAUCGUUUGAUUAGUACGAUAUUAUCCAUUUCAAUUUAAAAAUCAAAUCUACAUGGUUUUACUUUUUCAUUCUUUUCCGAAAAAUCUCGUAUUAAUCAAAAUUAAAUUUUUUAUUAUAUUAAACAUUGUUUAUCUAAACUUCCGCUGUUGAACUUGAAUUGACAUCUCUCGAUAUUUAAAAAAUAUAUUUUGAGACCCCAAUAACAAUUAUUUCUAGCUUGCCACUGCUUUUGGAAAUGCAUGGAAUAGUGACAUGAUCUUGUCAUUUCCAUGUAACCUUUUAUUUCACUUCCUUUUGAUUGAUUAAUGUCAAACUAAACAGGCCUUACUUGCUGGGGCAGCCCGUUUUUGCUACAUCCGAUUUAAUAAAAAAAUUAAGCCCAACCCAACUUUAAUUGAUGACGUGUACCAUCAUCCAAUAAGCUUUUCCCUCCGUCUCAGUAAGAAGGAUAGAGUAAUCGCAUUUUAAAGAUAGACUAAUCACUGUUACCAAACACCCUUUUCAAAGUAUUUUAUAUUUUUUCUUUCUUCUUACUCACUUGACUUCCCGGAGAACACACAACAUUCGAUGGACCGCCCGGAGACGAUCGCCGUCAAACACGAGCCCACGACCGUCGACUCUCCUUCAUCUUCUUCCGCCGUCGCCGUAGACAACAAGCCAGCUCGACCUCAAAAGCUCGUAGUUUUAGCUGACCUCAAUUUCAACCCUCCUGAGAGUGACGAUCUCGACUCAUCAUCGAUUCAAAUCCCUACUCCUUCCAUCAUCACUAGGUUGAGUAACGAGGAAAGUAAUCAAGAUGGAGGUUUGUUGACGUGCAAGGAGGUGGAGCCAGGGGAACUAGAAGCGAAAAAGAUUAGUAAGGUGGGGAAAUGUCGCUCGAGGAGUAAGAUAGAGGGUUCCUCUGAUUGUGCAGUUGAUGCAGAUGGUGAUCAGGCUAGUCAAGGUGUCCCUGCAUCCCGGGAAGAAAAGAUUAGUAACCUCAAAAUGGGUUUGAUUCAUGUUGCAAGGAAGAUGCCAAGAAACGCUCAUGCCCAUUUUAUUCUUGGUCUUAUGUUUCAACGAUUGGGCCAAUCUCAAAAGGCAAUACCAGAAUAUGAGAAGGCUGAAGAGAUCUUACUGGGCUGUGAGCCAGAAAUUGCUCGGCCAGAACUUCUCUUGUUAGUUCAAAUGCACCAUGGACAGUGUCUUCUUUUGGAUGGUUUUGCGGAUAGUGACUCUGUUAAAGAGAUUGAGGGGGAAGAGCUUGAAGAAAUCCUCUCAAAACUAAAGGAUUCUAUGAAGUUAGAUGUUAGACAGGCAACCGUGUGGAAUACCCUUGGCUUAAUGCUUCUCAAAGCUGGCUGUUUGAUGAGUGCCAUAUCGGUUUUGUCAUCUUUGUUGGCUCUUGUUCCUGACAAUUAUGAUUGCCUUACAAACCUUGGAGUUGCUUAUCUUCAAAGCGGAGAUUUGGAGCUUUCAGCAAAAUGUUUCCAAGACUUGGUACUCAAAGACCAUAAUCAUCCUGCUGCUUUGAUUAAUUAUGCUGCUGAGCUUCUCUGCAAACACAGUUCAACUGUCGCUGGUGCCGGAGCUAAUGGUGGCCCUGAGGCUUCUGAAGACCAGAAGGCACAUUUGAAUGUCGCAAAGGAAUGUCUCUUGGCUGCAGUAAGAGCAGAUCCAAAGUCCGCCCAUGCAUGGGUCAACCUUGCUAAUUCUUAUUAUUUGAUGGGAGAUCACAGAAGUUCCAGCAAAUGUUUGGAGAAGGCAGCUAAACUUGAUCCCAACUGUAUGGCUACAAGAUUUGCUGUUGCUGUCCAACGAAUCAAAGAUGCUGAAAGGUCUCAGGAUGCAAGCGAACAGCUUUCCUGGGCUGGCAAUGAGAUGGCUUCAGUGAUAAGAGAGGGAGAAUCUGUUCCUAUUGACCCUCCCAUUGCCUGGGCAGGGCUAGCCAUGGCUCAUAAGGCACACCAUGAGAUUGCAGCUGCUUUUGUUGCUGACCGGAAUGAAUUGACAGAGAUGGAAGAACGAGCUAUGUUUAGCUUAAAGCAGGCAGUAAGUGAGGAUCCUGAAGAUGCUGUCCGGUGGCAUCAGCUUGGUCUUCAUUGUCUAUGUUCUCAACAAUAUAAACUCUCCCAAAAAUACCUCAAGGCAGCAGUUAGUCGGUCUAGGGAAUGUAGCUAUGCGUGGUCAAAUCUAGGUAUCUCGCUGCAGUUAUCAGACGAACAGUCAGAAGCAGAGGAAGUGUACAAGCGAGCCUUGGCCGUGUCAACAGAGGAUCAAGCUCACGCGACAUUCUCUAACCUCGGGAACCUCUAUAGACAGAAGAAGCAGUACGAACUCUCCAAAGCAAUGUUCUCAAAGGCGCUGGAUCUCAAACCAGGUUAUGCACCUGCAUACAACAACCUUGGACUCGUGUUUGUGGCUGAACGUAGGUGGGAAGAAGCCAAGUUCUGUUUUGAGAAAGCCCUUGAAGCUGACUCACUGCUUGACGCAGCACAGUCUAACUUGCUUAAAGCCAAAACCAUGUCAAGACUCUGUACUUGCUUCACUUCUUCAACUGUUGUCCAAGAUUCUUGAUACGGUUUUGUGGAUUCAGAACUCUCACGUUAUGAAAAAAAUGAAAAAAGCUUCGUUUCUUUUA